GAUUUAUAUAUAAAUACAAGAAAUAUAUAAGUACUUCUGUAUGUACAUAUAUAGAUGUAUGAGUAUGAUGUGUUGAACAAAAGCACAUAACAAAGACAAAAGUUAUUGUCUAUAAUACUUGAAGCUUCGUCGAUUAGUGAUAAUUGUAUCGAUAAUAAAUAAUAAAACAAGAAGAAGAAAAUAAAGAAAAAAAUAAUUUAUCGAGAGGUAAAUGCGGGAAAAACGUCAUAGCGAAAUAAUACGUCGCAGAGAAAUUUGCGGUGGGUAGUAUAUUGGGCGGUGCUGCUGACUGCUGCAGCACAUAAUCUAUUGUAAACAUGAGUAAAAUGUAUUCAACUGCCAAUUUAACGGAUAAAGAGCUUAAAGAACAAGGCAAUCGUUUGUUUAGUCUUCAUAAAUACGAAGACGCUGCUAAUUGUUAUACAAAAGCUAUCAUUAAAAAUCCAGCACAAGCACCAUACUUUACAAAUCGUGCUCUAUGUCAUUUAAAACUCAAAAGAUGGGAAUCUUCAUGUCAAGAUUGUCGACGAGCUCUAGAUAUGGAUCCAUGUUUGGUCAAGGGUCACUUUUUUUUAGGCUUAGCACUUUUAGAACUCGAGGCGUUCGAUGAGGCGAUAAAACAUCUCCAGCGUGCUGUUGAUUUAGCUAAGGAACAAAAGCUUAAUUAUGGAGAUGAUAUGACUAGUGUAUUGAGACAGGCGCGAAAACGCCGGUUCCAAUUGAAAGAAGAGCAACGUCUUGCUCAAGAUAUUGAAUUACAGACUUAUUUAAAUCAAUUAAUUCUUGAGGAUGCCGAGAGACAUAUGGCUGCACUCGAUGAACAAAUAAUAUCUGCUGGUGAAAAAAAAUCACGAGAAGAUUCAAAUGACAUGAACAAAACUACUGCUGGUGAUUCUGAAUCAUCAGCGACUGCACAAGCUAUUUCUAUUAAAAGACAAGAUAUAGAAAGUAAGAAAGAAACUGCCAUUACACGUCUCAAUGAUCUUUUUGCUAAAGUUGACGAAAGACGACGGAAACGAGAAGUUCCGGAUUAUUUAUGUGGUAAAAUAAGUUUCGAAAUACUUCAAGAACCUGUUAUUACACCAAGCGGUAUAACUUAUGAACGCAAAGAUAUUGAAGAACAUUUACAACGAGUUGGUCACUUUGAUCCUGUUACACGAGUGCGUCUCACACAAGAUCAACUUGUCCCGAAUUUGUCGAUGAAAGAAGUGGUCGAUUCUUUCCUACAGGAAAAUGAAUGGGCGUUAGACUACUAAUUAUAUUUUAAAUAAUAAGGAAGGUGAUAAACUUUUUUUUUAGUUACUAGCUCCGUAAGCUACCGAAUGAAUAAAUAAUACACUCGAUCUCAUGUUAUUUUCCGUCCUCGAUACGUUGGAACAUAAAUCGAGUAUUCGUAUUCAUCAUAUGUGUGUAAAAUAAAUUUUAUUAUUACUAUAUAUUAUAUGACAAUUAAUAAUAAACGCCUGUAAUCGUACGACAAUUAAUAAUAAAAUAGUUUAUUUUACGCGAAAACAAAAUUUAACAAAUUGUUAUUUUAAAAUAAAAUAUCUAAAAAUUUUAG
Messenger RNA from Microplitis mediator, 1561 nucleotides. RefSeq names its product E3 ubiquitin-protein ligase CHIP (gene STUB1). Bases 318 to 1256 code for a protein of 312 amino acids. Gene Ontology annotation, biological process: positive regulation of proteolysis; protein quality control for misfolded or incompletely synthesized proteins; cellular response to misfolded protein. The record is from RefSeq and is a predicted model, not a curated record. NCBI's taxonomy places the organism in Eukaryota, Metazoa, Arthropoda, Insecta, Hymenoptera, Braconidae. Gene Ontology annotation, cellular component: cytoplasm; Z disc. Gene Ontology annotation, molecular function: ubiquitin protein ligase activity; protein-folding chaperone binding. The transcript is spliced from 4 exons.